Messenger RNA from Echinostoma caproni, 1380 nucleotides. The record is from the annotation of a GenBank genome assembly. NCBI's taxonomy places the organism in Eukaryota, Metazoa, Platyhelminthes, Trematoda, Plagiorchiida, Echinostomatidae.
AUGGGUCUGAUAUUACGGCAUCAACAUUUCGGUAUCUACGAUCUAGUUAUCUCCAGUGUCCGUUUGGAGGACGAAGCUAGCUUCAUAUGUCAGGCUAAUGUAAAACUAUAUCGCGAAGCACGAACUCCGAUUAUUGAAACCUUGACAAGUCUACCUGUGUAUUUAGGCGUUAUUGUACCUCCAAAAGGUCUGGUUAUGCGGAAAACCGUAUUCAAACCACAGUUUUCUCAGACAUCCUAUGAUCAAGAGGUUCCGAGUCGUGUCGCCAUUGCUUGGAACAAUUCCACACAUAAUCAAAUCCUUCCAGCUCACCUAAAGGGAACAUUGCUUGGUGAAAUACCCUCAGCAUCUAACAGAACCGUUGCAGAUGACCCAGCCAUGAUCGAUAGCAAUCGCCCGAAUCAUUCCUCCACCGGUUCGUUAGAUUCCCGUAAACAUCCGGGUGACAAAUCGGAGAUUCCUAUCGUUUGGGUCAAAGAAAAAGAUCAGUUAACUGUUGAAUGCCAAAGCAGUCCUUCAAAACCUGUUAGCCAAAUUGUUUGGAUGUUGGCAGGUGCUUACCUUCAACGGACUAACAUGUCAGACGUAACUGGACAGGACCCGAACCUCUCACCUUCAGCCAUGCUUUGGCAGGGAUCAAUGCUUGGCGAUAGUAUUUUUGUUAGUCGUUUUCCACCUAAACUUGGUGAACGGUAUGAGAUUGAGGAAAGACAACUGAGUGUACCUCGGGAACAAGCAGUUUAUGAUUAUUUGCAACUUACUGAAAACAACAAUCAGACCGAAGAUGUAAUGAAGGUUGCUGUGAGCAUUUUGCGGUUGAUAGUGCAGAAACAUCAUCAACGGCAACUGCUACAGUGCCAAAUUGCCAAUACAAAUGAUUUCAUGGUUCAAGAAUUACCAACGGUUUCCGCUAUAAUUGAGCCGCUAUAUGUGGACAAAAUUCGCAUUGAACCGGUCGGGGAGGUGGACAGCGCUGAAAUGCGGGAAGGAGUCAAUGUAGAAUAUCACUGUACAGCAAAUACAAAUCCACCAAACGCAUUUUAUCGCUGGAUGUUAAUUCGAGAAGACUCUGCACUUCUGCCUAGGGGAGACAAUGUUACAUACCACUCGGAGCCCAGGGAUAUCAUUCGCUCAACACCGGUUAAUUCUGCUUCGUCUGAUCCGAGCACAGUUCGUUUACGGCUUCAACGCGAUAUGCACCGCGGGAGAAUUGUCUGCUGGGUUGGUGUUCGCUUCCCCGACUCAUUUAGUACACAAAAGUUUGCGGGUUCGACAAUUGUGCGUCCAUCGGAAAUGGAUGAACAAAUGACAUGGCGCAAAGCAGAAAGAGAAAUGAACAUACUAUGAGAAAAGGAGCAUUAUUUCAACAGCGAACAGUGA